AGCUUCCGCUUUCACAACUUCUCUUCGAUCAUCUCUCGGAGGACACGUCCGAUGCUUCUCCGAUCUCCAUAAUCGUCCCACUCCACAUAGCCAAUUGCAAGAAGAUCCACCGUCGCUGCGUUUCUGGCGAUUAAGGAGGAACAAGGAUCUGAUCUCAAUUGAGUUUUCGUGGCUAAGCUCCCACUCUACCGCAUCGGCUCGAUCCUUCACCAUUGUCUCGUACACUGAGAGCUUCUAUACAUACGCCAUUGAACCCAAAGAAACACUUCAAAGAGUAGAAUCCGGGAAAAAUUCUGGAUCUCUUUCUCCGAUCCCGAUCUCUCCAGUACAUUUGGUCUCGUUAGAUAGCGCUACAUGCUUCGUGUGUGUUUUGGUGUUUGAGCGAAGAAGCUGGGACCAGCUAUGAGGUAUCAGAAUCACCAUCCUUCGGGAAGUAGAAACUCGUUCCAUGGAGGAGAGUUCAACAAACCGUCCAAAGUUGCUGUGGCGUCUAUGAUCAACUCCGAGAUCGGCGCAGUUUUGGCUGUGAUGAGGAGGAACGUACGUUGGGGUGUUCGCUACAUUGCGGAUGAUGAUCAGUUGGAGCAUUCUCUUAUCCAUUCUUUGAAAGAAUUGCGUAAGCAGAUAUUCUCAUGGCAAAGCAAUUGGCAAAACGUUGACCCCAAGCUGUACAUACAGCCCUUUCUGGAUGUUAUACUCUCUGAUGAAACCGGGGCUCCCAUCACCGGCGUUGCUUUGUCCUCUGUCUACAAGAUCUUGACCCUUGAUGUUUUUACGCUUGACACCGUGAAUGUGGGAGAGGCGAUGCAUAUCAUAGUGGAUGCUGUGAAAAGCUGCCGUUUUGAGGUGACUGAUCCUGCCUCCGAGGAAGUGGUUUUGAUGAAGAUACUUCAGGUUCUUCUGGCUUGUAUAAAGUGUAAGGCGGCUAGUGGGUUGAGUAAUCAAGAUAUUUGCACCAUCGCCAACACCUGUUUGCGUGUUGUUCACCAGUCUAGCUCCAAAAGUGAGCUGUUGCAGCGUAUAGCACGCCAUACGAUGCAUGAGUUGGUUAGAUGUAUCUUCUCUCAGCUUCCUUAUAUCACCCCGCUGGCUAAUGAAUGUGAAUUACCCGUCGGCGAUAAGGUGGGAACAGUGGACUGGGAUCAGAAUUCUGGAGAAAACACAGUUGAAAAUGGAAGUAUUGAUAGCGUAUCUGAUACUCUCGGCGUUGUGAAAGAUUCUCCAAGUUCUGAGAUGGUUAUUCCAGAAACAGUACUCAAAAAAGAUGAAAAGGGAGCCGAGGUCAGUGAUGACUUAAAUGUUGCUGCGAAUGGUGAAAAUGCAAUGUUGGCGCCUUUUGGUAUUCCAUGCAUGGUAGAGAUUUUUCAUUUCCUGUGUACUCUGUUGAAUAUUGGAGAAAACAGUGAAGUCAAUUCCAGAUCUAACCCUAUAGCAUUUGAUGAAGACGUUCCUCUUUUCGCUCUGGGUUUAAUUAAUUCUGCUAUAGAACUUGGAGGCUCUUCUUUCCGUGAGCACCCAAAGUUGUUGAGUUUGAUUCAGGAUGAGUUAUUCUGUAACUUGAUGCAGUUUGGUAUGUCGAUGAGCCCUCUGAUUCUUUCUACAGUUUGCAGCAUCGUUCUUAAUCUCUACCUGACUCUCCGUACUGAACUUAAGGUACAGCUUGAAGCUUUCUUCUCAUGUGUACUUCUGAGGAUUGCACAGACCAAGCAUGGCUCGUCUUACCAGCAACAGGAGGUUGCUAUGGAAGCUCUGGUUGAUUUUUGCAGACAACAUACUUUCAUGGCUGAAAUGUUUGCGAAUUUCGAUUGUGAUAUAACAUGCAGUAAUGUGUUCGAAGAUGUUUCAAAUUUGCUAUCAAAGAGUGCCUUCCCAGUUAACGGGCCUUUAUCUGCUAUGCACAUAAUUGCAUUGGAUGGGUUAAUCUCCAUGGUUCAGGGAAUGGCUGAAAGGGUUGGUGAGGAAUUGCCGGGUUCAAAUGUUUCGACACAUGAAGAAGGAUACGAAGCAUUUUGGACAGUGAGAUGUGAGAGCUACGGAGAUCCUAAUUUAUGGGUUCCCUUUGUCCGAAAGUCAAAGCACAUCAAGAAAAAGCUGAUGGUUGGUGCUGAUCAUUUUAACAGUGAUCCUAAAAAAGGUCUGCAGCAACUCCAAGCGAUGCACUUGUUACCUGAAGAACUUGAUCCAAAGAGUGUGGCAUGUUUCUUCAGGUAUACAUGUGGGAUAGAUAAGAACCUUAUAGGAGAUUUCUUGGGAAAUCAUGACCAGUUCUGUGUUCAGGUUCUUCACGAGUUUGCUAAGACGUUUGACUUCCAGAAUAUGAAUCUUGAUAACGCCCUGCGUCUCUUUGUGGGGACAUUUAGAUUGCCUGGCGAGUCGCAGAAGAUACAGAGGGUGCUUGAAGCGUUUUCUGAGAGAUACUAUGAGCAGUCACCACAGAUAUUGAUUGAUAAAGACGCUGCCCUCUUGUUAUCUUAUUCGAUUAUCUUGCUGAACACAGAUCACCACAACACUCAGGUCAAGAAAAAGAUGACUGAAGAAGAUUUCAUCCGUAACAACAGGUGCAUAAAUGGAGGCGCAGAUCUUCCCAGGGAAUAUUUAUCUGAGCUGUAUCAUUCAAUCUGCGACAGUGAGAUUCAGAUGAUCCCAGAUCAAGGAACCGGUUUCCAAAUGAUGACCUCCAGUCGGUGGAUUAGUGUGAUUUACAAGUCCAAAGAAACCAGUCCCUAUAUCAUAUGUGACAGCGCAUCGUAUCUGGACCGUGACAUGUUUCAUAUCGUGUCCGGUCCCACUAUUGCAGCUACAUCAGUGGUUUUUGAGCAAGCAGAGCAAGAAGAUGUUCUGCAGAGAUGUGUUGAUGGGUUAUUGGCCAUUGCAAAACUUUCAGCGUAUUACCAUUUGAAUAGUGUAUUGGAUGAUCUGGUCGUGUCUCUCUGCAAAUUCACGCCGUUCUUUGCCUCGUUAUCUGUUGAUGAAGCUGUUCUUGCUAUAGGAGAAGAUGCCAGAGCAAGAAUGGCUACUGAAACUGUGUUCUUGAUCGCAAACAAAUACGGCGACUAUAUCACUUCGGGAUGGAAAAACAUACUGGAAUGUGUCUUGAGCCUCCACAAACUCCAGAUUUUACCAGCUCAUAUAGCUAGUGAUGCUGCGGAUGACCCUGAGGAAGAAAGACCUUUAGCAAAUCCCUUAUCAGUAGUAUCACAGGUACAACCCUCAGAGACCCCUCGAAAAUCCUCUAGUUUUAUCGGUCGGUUUAGCCAGCUUUUGUCCUUUGACAUGGAGGAGACGAAGCCAUUAUUACCUACCGAGGAAGAACUUGCAGCCUAUAAGCACGCUCGUGGUAUAGUGAAAGAUUGUCAUAUUGAUAGCAUAUUCUCAGACAGCAAGUUUCUCCAAGCUGAGUCUCUGCAACAGCUAGUAAACUCUCUCAUAAAGGCAGCCGUGAAAGAUAAAGCUAGUGCUGUCUUUUGCCUGGAGCUUUUGAUUGCAGUAACUCUAAACAACCGAGACAGAAUCCUACUGAUCUGGCAAACUGUUUACGAGCACAUCUCGGGUAUAGUUCAAUCAACGACGACACCAUGCCCGCUUGUGGAAAAGGCUGUGUUUGGUGUGUUGAAGAUUUGUCAGAGAUUAUUGCCUUACAAGGAGAAUCUAACAGAUGAGCUUCUGAAAUUACUCCAACUGGUUCUCAAACUUGAUGCAAGAGUGGCUGAUGCAUACUGUGAGCCCAUAACGCAAGAAGUAGCCCGUCUUGUAAAAGCGAAUGCAUCUCACGUCAGAUCUCAUGUUGGUUGGAGAACAAUCAUAUCUCUGAUAUCAAUCACAGCUCGACAUCCAGAAGCUUCUGAUGCUGGAUUCGAAGCUCUCCGGUUUAUAAUGUCAGAAGGAGCUCACUUGUUGCUAGCAAACUACAUUCUCUGUUCGGAUGCAGCUAGGCAGUUUGCUGAAUCCCGUGUCGGGGAAAUCGAUCGGUCUAUCUCAGCCAUCGACUUAAUGUCAAACUCUGUGUUCUGUCUUGCUAGGUGGUCUCAAGAGGCGAAAAACUCGGUGGGAGAAGAUGAAGCUAUGAGGAAACUAAGUCAAGACAUCGGAGAGAUGUGGCUCAGGCUUGUGAACAACUUCAAAAGAGUUUGUCUUGAUCAACGCGACCAAGUGAGAAACCACGCCAUCUCAAUGCUACAGAGAUCAAUAGCCGGUGCAGACGGAAUCAUGUUACCACAACCAAUAUGGUUCCAAUGCUUCGACGCCGCAAUCUUCCCGUUGCUAGACGAACUGCUCGCUGUUUCAAUCGAGAAUUCAAGAAAGACAUUCAAGAAAACAGUUGAAGAAACGCUUGUGCUGGCAACAAAGCUCAUGUCAAAGGCCUUUCUUCAAGCUCUCCAAGACAUCUCGCAGCAGCCAUCGUUCUGCAGACUCUGGCUUGGUGUAUUGGACCGUAUGGAGACUUACAUGUCGACCAAAUUCAGAGGGAAACGCAGCGAGAGAGUCCAUGAACUCAUACCGGAACUGCUGAAGAACACGUUGCUGGUGAUGAAGACGACGGGUGUUUUACUACCGGGUGAUGAUAUUGGAAGUGAUAGUUUCUGGCAACUGACUUGGCUUCAUGUCAAGAAGAUAUCUCCUUCUCUGCAAUCUGAAGUGUUCCCUCAAGAGGAGCUUGAUCAGUUUCAGAGACGAAACGCUAAGCCUGAGGAUACUCCGGUGGUACCGGAACACUAAGGCUGAGAACGGUGGUGGAGUAGUGAGGAUUUGUUUUAUACAGAAGAAGAAAAGCACUAUUGAAGAAGUUUUUUUUUAGAAACUAUAUCGAAAUAUUAUAUCUUUGCAGUAUAGCCUUUUGUUUGAAUAUAGUACUUUGGAGUUUUUGGAUUUUUAUGGAAUGUCACGUUGGAAUUAUGGCUAUUGAUCUCUGUAGCACAAAUCGGCUCUUGCGAUUCAGGGAAGCGUUGGUCGCAAGUUGCACAAAUCGGCUCUUGCGUUACCAAUAGAACGAACAGAUAAAAUGAACAGUUGAACUGAACUUGUGUUUCCAACCCAUUCAUGUAUUUUUUGUCUGAAAUGGAAUAAUCUCAAAAUAGAGUUCACCUUUUCUAAAAUAUUAUUACUUUAUUUUUACUUCAAAAUACAAAUUUAAAUAUUCUCAUUGUGUUCAAAAAAAAAAUUAAUUAGUCAAAAAAUUGAAAUUAAAAUGAAAACUACAGUAAUCCACAUUACUAAACAGAAACAAAGAUAUGAUAAUUUUAAAGAUAUGCAUGUCAAAUUCAAAGAUAAUAAUUUUAUAUAGCUUCACAUUUUUUUUGUCAUCUUUUUUUUUUGUCAUCAUAGCUUCACAAAUUAUAGUUGUUUAUUCACUACAAUUUGCAUAUUAUCAUGUUUAAGUAGUAGGAUAAAUUUUUUCGCGUCAGGCUACCUACCACAAUUAUGAAACCUUACUAAUUUUCAAGGAUUUAAAAAUAUUUUUCUGAAAAUAUUUUUACCCUGGCUCAAUUAAAUCAUUUUAUCAACUAAUAAAAAAAAAAAGUUAGUACAUAUAUCACAGAAAAUUGGAAUCUCCUUUCAAAUAAUUUUUGAACGACACCUCUGUCUCUCUAUAUUAAAAUAUUUUCAUCUAUCAUUUUGAGACCAAAUUUUCAAUCUUGCAAUUUGAAAAUUUUAAUUAACAUUUUAAUUUGUUUUAUUUUAAAAAAAUCUUACUAUUUUAUUACUUAUUAGUUAUUUAUAUCAUUUCACCAUUAUGUGUCAUAAUUAGACCUGAGACUUUUAUCCGAGAUUCGAUCCGGAUUCGAUCCAAAAAUCCGGAUAUCCGGAGGGGGCGAAUCCGGAUCCGGAUAAUAAAAUGUUGGAUUUGUCAAAGCCAGAUCCGGAUCCGGAUAUUUUAAUUUUGUAGUCCGGAUAUUCGGAUCCGUAAGUUUUAAUUAACAUUUUAAUUUAUUUUAUUUUUAAAAAUCUUACUAUUUUAUUACUUAUCUGUUAUUUAUAUCAUUUCACCAUUCUGUGUCAUAAUAAAACAAAUUCUUUUAAAUGUUUUUUUAUCAGCUACUUGUUUUCAACCGCAGUUUUCUUAGCCUACAUACCGUACUCAAAACUCUUUUGACAACUUUGCUAAAAUGAUAUAAAAUUAUAAAUGUUAUAUGAUUUUGUUAAAACUUUUUUAAUCUACUAAUUAAACAAUGAAUCGUUAAUACACAUAAAAAAAUUUAAAUUUUUGAUUUCAAGAUUUGUUGAAAUUAAUGGAUGUAAAAUUAAAUAGAGAAAUUCACUAUAAUAGUUUCCAAAAUAAAUUUAAAACAAAAUAAACAUAAAAGAAAAGAUGUAGAGAAACGACAGGUGCCUGCUGGUGUAGGAAAGAAGCAGUGCAAGUGGAUGUAGCGAAUAAUUACCUAAUCCCGUUGAACAUAUUCCCAGAGUAAUAAUAAAAUUCAAUCUGCCGUCUUCCCUUCACCGGAUCACCUUCCUUCCUUCCUUUGGAUCUAUCUUCCCAUUCCGACGGUUCUUCGUUUCUCAGAGUAUCAAUCUACCUUGGAACAAUGAGUGAAGUGUUUAACGGGUACGAGCGCCAAUACUGCGACCUCUCCGCCAAUCUUUCCAAGAAAUGCUCCUCUGCUAUUGCCCUUGACGGAG
Messenger RNA from Brassica napus (rape), 6618 nucleotides. Its product is annotated as ARF guanine-nucleotide exchange factor GNL1. The record is from RefSeq and is a predicted model, not a curated record. Lineage: Eukaryota; Viridiplantae; Streptophyta; Magnoliopsida; Brassicales; Brassicaceae. The transcript is spliced from 4 exons. Gene Ontology annotation, molecular function: guanyl-nucleotide exchange factor activity. The coding region runs from base 403 to 4716 and encodes 1437 amino acids. Gene Ontology annotation, biological process: regulation of ARF protein signal transduction.